This is a messenger RNA of Panicum virgatum (switchgrass), 1225 nucleotides long. RefSeq lists its product as uncharacterized. NCBI's taxonomy places the organism in Eukaryota, Viridiplantae, Streptophyta, Magnoliopsida, Poales, Poaceae. The coding region runs from base 1 to 858 and encodes 285 amino acids. The transcript is spliced from 6 exons. The record is from RefSeq and is a predicted model, not a curated record.
AUGCAGAUGCAGCGCCUGCACGGGCUCGCUCGUGCUCAAACAGAAGACGACCACCCGCAGCUCUGCACGAGCUUACCCCAACCAGGUGCGGGUGCUGGGGAGGCGGAGGCAAGGGCGGCGGUUGCAUCGGCGCCGCGCCGCUCGUCCCGCCGCACGUGCGGGUGGCUGCCGCUCCCCUUCUCCCGCCGCAACAAGGACGAUACCGAGCCCGUCCCUCUCUGUAAGGUGCUGGACGCCAAACAUCUGAAGAGGCUUCGGGAGGAGAGGCGCAGAGCUACGGAGCCGGGGCACUUCAAGCGCUUAGCCAUCCAGCGCCAGCUUGUUACGGAAUGCCUGCAGCACUACAACUACAUGCAUCCGAAUGACGAGUAUGAACCUGCUCCCGGUGAGGUGACCAAAUAUAUCAGGUGGCAUUAUGGCACUCGCUGGACUCAUGGCAACUUUGUGGCACGUCGCAAGUGCUCCUUUCUGCCUGCUCCACGAACUCUCUUCUUUUUUGAGCUCAUGCAUAGCCUUGAUUUCACAGGAGUCAUUACAUGCACCCCCUUAGAUGAACCAGUUACUGAAGGCUAUAGUAUCCUGGGUUUUCCUAUUUGGUGGGGUACUCGUCGUAAUGGCAGCUCGGAUAUCAUUUGCAAGAUCUGCUAUUGUCACUUUGAAUUUCCGCAACCUUUGAUGAGUGAAACACUUGCAUGUGGGCACAAGAAUGCGGAGAGAAUUUGCGAGAUGUGCGAUUGUCACUCCUGCGUGCUACAUCCAUUCCCGGAUCAGGAGAAUGUGCGUAUGCCUAUCACAGAUACCUUCAUCGCGACUGGUUCUGAGCAUGGAGGACCUCCACCAGUGUGGAUAUAUACCUGAUUUUUUAGGGCAGGAAGCAGACUUGUUAUUUUGGUGCUUUUAGCUAAGUCACCUUUAUGUCGCUUGUUGGCCAAUUCUACAUGGAACAUGACGACUGCUUUCUACCAGACUAGCAGUAGUCGAAAAUGGCCACCGAACCAUGCUAGAACUAUGGGGAACCUAAAGAUCCUUGUGCCUUAUAGUUUCCACCGAACAAUGCUCUUUCGCCCUGGGAUUUUUGCUCUGUGGAGCAAACUGAACAGUGCUGAUUUGAACUUUACGUCAUUUCUUGGUCAUGCUACUUGGGAAUCAAGCUGCAAUAUGUUGCUUGUAUGUGAAACAAUGUUCAGCAAAAAACAAUGUUCAGCAAUGGUUCACUAUCCUUAAA